GGUCUCAAAACAAACAGUUGAUCUAAACAUUGAUGCGUACAAUUAAACAUCUACAUAGUUGCACAGUGUUUUUAUAUACUGUACCUGUCAUUACGACUUCAUUGUGUAAUUUACGCAUAUUAUAAAAACUUUAAGCUUCAGUUACAUCUUUUAUAUUAUAUAUUCAACAAUAAAGAAAUGACAAUCCCUAUUUUUAGCAAAAUAAGAUCUAUUGUGUUUUCGAACACAAGAAGUCAUGUAAGACCUUUAUUUUAUUGGGUUACACUCAUGUUCAACAGAGUUGAUGAAGACCGUGUUAAAGAGGUUGGUCCUGAUCGUGCAUGUGCAGAAUGGCUUUUAAAAAAUGGAGGAUUUGUUAAAUGGAAAGAUGUUCCUGAAUUAUUAACAGAUUAUAAUGCGUUACCAAAAAAUGGGCAGCAAUAUUACAUUGAGGGUGUUGAUGCUAAUAAUGCUGGGAUAUGUGACGUAGGAUUUGAACAUUUCAAGGGAUGUAAAUAUGUUAAAGACAUAAAACUUGAAAACUGUAAAUAUGUUGAUAAUAAUGCUUUGCCAUAUUUAUCAAUUCUUAAGGAUUCAUUGAAUAAUUUGGAAAUUAUAAGCUGUGCUAACAUUAGUGAUGAGGGUCUGCUUAGCUUAAAAGUAUUGAAAAAUUUGGAAAGUUUGAAACUUCAAGGACUUAUAUAUGUCAAGAAGAAAGAUUUCGUCAAUAGAGAACUCAGUGAAGCUUUGCCUAACUGCAAAAUUGACUUUCAAUAAUUUUUAAACUUAUAUAAUAAUAAUGUGUAACUCGACAAAUUGAAGCUAUAUACAUCGAGUUUUCUUAAGUUAAUAAAUGAAAUUAAUUAUGUGUAAU
Molecule: messenger RNA, 853 nt
Organism: Megachile rotundata (alfalfa leafcutting bee)
Lineage: Eukaryota; Metazoa; Arthropoda; Insecta; Hymenoptera; Megachilidae
Product: ATP synthase subunit s, mitochondrial
Source: RefSeq, a predicted model, not a curated record